GCCCCGGCCCAGCCCAUCCUGCGAUGCACCGCCGCUGUCUGCCCUGCAGUCUCACCGAGACAACAAUAUUCCCACACGUCAAGGACUAGCAGAGCCACCAGCUCGGUUUAUCUACAGCUCCUAAUGCUUUGUAUCGAAAACAGACCUAUUGCCGACCUACUGCGUCAAGAUGUACCACUCUGACCACGGUGUUGAUUUCCUCGACCUCUCCUUUCAAAUCCCUGGCAGCCCUGCAGAGCUGGGCCCAGAAAACAGAGAGUGAACACAACCCUCAACAAAAGCACACAUCUACCUUCCUCUUCAUCCACACAGGGCCUCCCUCUGCUCCCAUCCUGCGCUCCCUCCUCCUGCACCAUGGACAGCCCUCCUAAGCUGUCAGGUGAGACCCUGAUCGUGCGCCACAUCCCCCUGGUGCACUGCCAGGUGUCAGGCAUGCGGCAGGGUAGCUGCGGGGUCUCGCUGAAGAGGAGCAACCCGUUUAUCCCACCGGAGAACCUUGGCUUGAGUCGCACCACUUCCCUUCCAGAGAGAGAUGUCCUUCAGAGAGAGGCACUCAUUUACAGCAGCUUGAUCCAGACCUCCAGCGGCUCCUGGGCCACCCACAACGGGGGGAGAGAGAGGAAGGUAGCCGGGAGAGGAGGCAGCACAGCAAGUGAUGAUUCAUCGUUUACCUCGAGCAAUUCAGAGGACCAGCUGAUUACAGCUCACACAUUACCCAGAGCCAAACCGAGGAACAGGAAUCCGUUGCGUCAUAAUCCAUUCCUGCUGAAUACCGAAGACGAGGAUGAAGAGGAGGAGGAGGAUGGUGACAACCUCAGUGGUUACCUUGAAGACUCCUCUUUUCACCUCCACAGUGACACUAACAAUGCCCUCGUUGACGGGAUGGCUCCUUUCCACUUACACAACCUUGGCUUUGCUUCUGAGCCCUUUCUUUUGCACAGGUCAGUGGGUGGAAGCAAUCGGGAGUCCCUGAGAGCAGUAGCCUCGAAUCUCUCCACCCACCUGGAGGACCUGGACAUUCUAGGACUCGACAGCCAGCUGCGCCUCGGCAGCAGCGGUUCCAACAUGUCCAUGGAUUGUGGAGAGCAAGACUGGGGCGAUGACGAUGGAGAGGAUGAAGAUCAUCCUAUGAGAUGUGGACGAAGCUCCUCCAGUUCCUCCACACAGCACUGCUCCUGCUGUGUGCUCACCCAGAACUACCCUCCCCACUUCCCUGAAGCCUUCUCGGAGCCUUUCUCAGAGUGCCAGCAAGGCUACGGCAGCGACUCCUCUUGCAACAGCUCGGAUGGCGUGCUCGUGAACUUCAGUGCCAUUUACAAUAAGAUGAACAACAGCAUUCCGGAGAAGCCACCGGUCUCUGGGCACACCAACCUCAACAGCGCCUCUGACCACUCCUGCACCUCAUCCGUUUCUGAUCCAGCAGGAAACAAGCGAGACUUAACUGGAGGGGCUUUCUAUUUGGACCUUCACACGUCCCCAACUGAACCUCCCCUGUCACUGCAACAACCCUCCUGCCUUGACAGCACCUUCCCUCUGAUCCGUGAACCACACCUGUCCACCUCCUCCACCUGCUCCUGCGCUGUGGAGCACCAGGGGGCUCUUGACCUCGACGCCAACUGCAACUCCUACCACCCUCCACAUUCUGGGUCGUCCGGAGACCUCAUGUCCUGUCUGCAGAGUCAGGCACGUCUGGUCGUCGCCACCCAGAACUACUACAAGCUGGUCACCUGUGACCUUUCAUCCCAGUCGUCCCCGAGCCCCGCAGGCUCAUCGGUUAACAGCUGCUCCGAUGAGCACAGCAAAGGCAGCCCCACCCCGACCCAGCCCCACGAGUACUUCCUGUUCAGGCAGAGAGCUGAUGAGGAGGGUGUGGAAGAAGAAGACGAAGAUGUGGAGUCAUCUCGGCGAGAGGAUGAAGAUGAUGAGGAUGAUGAUGAUGAAGAAGAGGAGGAGGAUGAGGAGGAGGAGAAGAAGAAGAAUCAGCAGGCGGCUGGUGGGGCUGAAGCUGCUGCGAUCGAAGGCCAGGUGUACGUCAACAUCUCCCCUCCUGUGGUUGGCCGGGCGGUUAUUGGAGCUUCCUCAGGAAGCCGUCCCCGCUCUCGCAGCUACGACCGCAACCUGGACAAGUCUCCACCUCCUCAGCUCGGAUCUCUGGAGCGUAUGUUGAGCUGCCCCGUCCGUCUCAGCGAGGGUGCCGCCCCGACGCCGCCUCCUCCUCCACGAGUCACCUCCUUCGCAGAGAUCGCGAGAAGCAAACGGAGAAACGGAGGCUCGGGGGGUUCGCCGCCGCUGAAGGGAGCUGCAGACCCUUUCUCCUCAACUUACUCUACCCACUCCUCUGUGGAUUUCUCCCCGAUCCUGGAGCAGCGUGGGGAGGUUGACAGUCACGGCCUGUCGCCAGUACCCUUCACCAGAUGUUACAGUCAAGGCAGCAUUGAGCGACACAUGGAGGGGGCGAGGGAGACCAGGGCUAAGGCCGAAGGUGGUCUCUCAAGUUCCUCAGACGGCCGCCCUGCGGUGGUGCGCUACAGUAAGGACCAGCGGCCCACCACCCUCCCCAUCCAGCCCUUCACCUUCCACCACCAGUUCGCCUCCAAACCCCCACAGCCAAAGCCUCUGCUCCCCCUGCUCACAGGCUACGUCUCUGGGAUGCAGGCCCGCUCCAGCUCUGGUUCUGGCUCUGGAGGUCCGGUGGGGGAGGACUGUGAAGAUGCAGCUGAAAAUGUACACAGGUACCAGGGGGCUCUGGCUGCAGCAGCCCCUCCACCUGGAUCAGUUCGACCCUCACCUCUUGGGAGCUACUCCCCGGUGCGGCUGCAGGGGGCCCCCAGCUCAGGGACCUGCUCCACCUGCACCCCAAGCCCUCAGCCGACACACAGCCUCUCCUGCCCGCUCUCAGCCGGCCUCGGCCCCCUGCAGACGCCACCGACAGGAAAGCUACCGCCUACCCCGCCACCUCCAUCCCUGGGGGUGAAGAGAGGGACGGUGCCACCAAUGCUGCCGGCGGUGCAGGGACACUGUUUCCAUCAUGGAGCUCUGCCCAUUCUACCAGCACUCCACAGUGACACGCUGAGUCCACACAGCCCAGUGGGCUGUGUGGACUCUGGGAAGCUCGUGGAGGGAAUCAAAGGACCCGGAGCCAGGUCACAUAAUGCGCACCACCUCUCUCCCCAGGCUCUCAAAUGGAGGGAGUACCGUCGUCGUAACCCUCUGGGGUUGGAGAGGGUCUCAGGGGGCCAUUCUUCUGCAGGAUCAGACUACCUCUCUGGUAACCUGGAACACAGAAAGGGCGGGGGACAACGACCUGCCAGACGGAACGUGUUCGAUUUCCCUUCAGUCCCCUCUGGCCAUGCGCUGGGACGGCUCAAUGUGGGCCAAUCAGCCAAGCUGCAGCAGAUCUACAGCGACUUCCUGCCCGACUACUUCUCAAUGACCGAGAGGCCUCCGGAGGAGUUCUGCCUCUCCCCCGAUGCUUCAUCUUCCUCCUCCAGCUCAUCCUCCCAGUCGCACAUCUCUGUGGACCUGACACAGAAGAGAGGUUUGGUGAAAGCCGUGAACACAGCAGUGGAUCUGAUCGUAGCACACUUUGGCACCAGUCGAGACCCAGAUGUAAAGGCUAAGCUGGGGAACAGCUGGGUGAGUCCCAACGUUGGUCACCUCAUCCUGAAGUACCUGUGCCCGGCCCUGCACGAGGUGCUGCAGGAUGGCCUGAAGGCCUACGUACUGGAUCUGAUCAUCGGACAGCGGCGCUGUCAGCCCUGGAGCCUGGUGGAGGCCUCCACACAGCUGGGCCCGUCCACGCGUGUUCUCCACAGCCUGUUCUCAAAGGUGAGCCAGUUCUCUGAGCUCACGAGCCACAACAUGAGACUCAACGCCUUCAUCUUUGGCCUGCUCAACCUAAAAUCUUUGGAAUUCUGGUUCAAUCACCUCUACACGCAUGAAGAUAUUAUAGCAGCACACUACCACCAGUGGGGUUUCCUCCCCCUGUCUCAGGGGGCGUGCCAGCCGCUCUUUGAGGAGCUCCUCCUCCUGCUGCAGCCGCUGUCGCUCCUCCCAUUCGACCUGGACCUGCUGUUCGAACCACAUCUCCUCCAAAAGGGUCAGGAGCAUCUCCGUCGCAAGGAGCAGCUGUGCUCCGCGGGCCAGAGUGUCGACCAAUCCACUCGCUCCACCUUCCAGCUCAUGAGAGGGUGGAGCACCACUGUGAGCGAGAUAGUCCGAGACUCGAGCGCAGAUGUGAAGAAAGAGAGGGCAGGGCUGAGACGAGAGGGAACGUGGCCGAGGAUGGAAGGGGUCGGGUCGAGAAGAGAGGGAGCGGGAGUGAAACCAAGGUUGAGGAGUGAGGGGGCAACAUCUGAGAGCAUGACAGCCGGGACUGUUGGUAAACCGGCAAUGAUGGAAGUAGGGUUUGACGAUCUCUGGGAGGAGAGGGGGAUGAGUGGACAGAGAAUGAAAGGCGUAGGACAAGAGAGCCAAGGAGAAGGUGAGGAUGGACAGGAGAAGGACAGGAGGAAGGGAAAAGAGAGGGAUAUGGCGGAGGAGGGGCGUCAGCGGCAAGAGAGACAGGCGGGCUGGUGGUACCAGCUCAUGCAGUCCUCCCAGGUUUACAUCGACAAAAACACAGAGGGGUCCAAGUUCAUUAAGACUGAAAAAAGGAAGAAGUCAUCAGAAAGAAGACCGAACCAGCUACCGCCCACCAGAGAGGGAGUGGUGGAGGGGGCCGAGGCGAGCCAAGAAGGGGAGGGCCUGAGGAGCAGGAAAAGCAGCAGUAGCUCCGGCGGGGAGUCUGCUGGAUCCAGGGGAAGGCCUUCGUGGAUGGGCAGCCCACCAGAUUCUGUUCUCAGCCAGGAGAAAGAGACAAAACCACUGGAGGCUCCAGGGACUGGAGCUCAGGCUGCAGCCCAAGAGGAGAGCCCCUCACAGGGACAGACUCUGCGCUGGGGCAGGCUCUUUGGAUCUAGUGUGGGUUCUCCUUCCAGGGUGGAGGCAGCUGAACAGAAAUCAAAAACUCAAAAGACCAGACCAUCAGGUUGGCUUUCUCUGGAUAUGUCUGUUCUUGACCUUGUAGCUCAGACUAUUGGAGCGGGGAGUGGGAAGAAGGCAGAGCCUCCAGCCACACCCACCCACUCACACCAACCCACACCCACACCUCCACCAACAUCAACCCCACCAACUGAAGCCAGACAACAGUCUCCAUGUGAAGUAAGAGCGCUGUGUCACCACAUAGCCACGGAGCCCGGCCAGCUGAGCUUCAACAAGGGCGACGUCCUGCGUGUCCUGAGCAAGGCUGAUCCAGACUGGCUGAUGUGCUCCCUGGGCUCCACACGGGGCUUAGUUCCCAUCAUCUAUGUUACCCUGAAUAGCAUGGAGGACAGCCAGGAUGCCACUGGACUCGGGCAGUGCUGAGCUAACACUGCCACAAGAGGAGUUAUUGCAGACAGACAGCCACACACCUACUGAAAAAACAAACCCUGUUUUUGAGAUGACUGUACAAAAAAACAUUCAAGAAAAUAUGACGAUUAUGAAAAUGUUGUACAGACACAUGCAAGGGAAGCAUGCAGGCUCAAACACACAACACACAUCUACUUUAAGGGUACAUCCAGACAAGUACGCAUGCAUACAUCCAAAAAAACAAAAGACCGGAUGAGAAAAACCCAAAGACGCUCCGACACACACUUCUCUCUCUGCGGGAAGCUGUGCUACUAGCUUAACUGUGUGACUGUCCAGUCUCUAUAUCUUCAGUGGAGGCGCUGCUCACACAUGGUAAACUUCACAAUAUGAUAAUAUAACAUGCCUAACUGCACUUUGCUGUGCUGUCUGUACGUUCACCUCGCUGUGCCACACUCAUGUAGAAACCAGUGGAUCCUUGCUUUUGUUUUUUAAGGUGAUUAAUGUAAAAGGGGAAAAAAAAGGUUUUGACCCAUGUCUUCUCCAGUUGCGGAAAUUGAGCAUAUUAUUAUUUGUAGUAGUAGAAGUAUAAAAUCACAUACGUUUGUUUAGAUGGCUGCUCAACCCAAGAGAAAAUAAGGCAAAAGAGCAAGGUUUAGUCUGUUUCCAUUCUCCAUCUUAUUUGAUCACUGCUCAUCAAAGCCUGUUUAUAUCCAGAUGAAGGGACGGAUGGACUGACCAGCUCAUUCCCCUCACAAGACAGCUGGGAUGACUCAAUCAGUGGCUGACAUUGUUAAAGUGCAUGUUAUCGUACAAAAAUCUUUUCCCCCCCCACAAUCCUGUGUCACCUCGGUCCCCCAUCAGUCUCUCAUCAAAGGACACGGCUUUUGAAGAGGGACACGUUUAAGCGAGUGGCUGCAGUCUGAGCUGUGCAUUUGAUCUAAUGGUACAUACUGUAAAUGCAUAUAUGACUUACACAUGUGGUGAGUUUUUAUUUAUUUAUUGACUGGUUCAAUUAGCGGAGGGAAGAAUCUAAGUGGACGGUUGCAGAAAGAAAGGGAAGGAUGUCCAAUGAAAGCAAAAGCAUUGCUGAGGAGGCCUUUUUUUUUAGAAUGUGUUGGGGGUUCAACCUGGGAAAUUAUUGCUAAUUUAGUUCUAUGCGUUGCAUUUAGAGAGCGGUAAAUGAUUUUAUCUAUGCCUUAAAGCGCUUGAGGAAAAAAAGGGGGAAUUGACAUUAUAUUUUGUAUAUUCUAUGACGUGUCUAAUGUGACAUUUCCCCCCCCCCCCCCAGAGUUAUGUCUACAGAGAUUCUUGAUGAAUUGAAAGAAAAGUAUAGAGGUGAUAUUUUUUUGACGUUUAAAGGAGAAGCCCGACACAUUUUGUGCUGGUGGCUCUGGUAUGUAUGUACACGCCCAGGUGUGAAAUGUGGCCUUAGGUUCAAAAUGAGUUGAUGAAAACCUAAACUUUGAGCUACAUACAGAAAACACCUGGAUAGAUGUUGAGUGUACACAGAUGCGCAAUCCAAAUAUUAUAAAAUGGUAAAAAAUCUGUGUACAUUUAUUAAAUAAAUGAAUGCUUGUAUAUCUUUAAAAAAAAACUUACAUAGAAUAUAAUUUUACCAUUUAAAUCUUUGUGUUGCAUUAUUGUACAGGUUAUUUUUUAUGUAUUAUGAGCAUUUUAAUUUAAGUGUAAAUAUAUUUAAACCCUUUUUAGAGCUACAUGGAUGAAUGGUAUUACUGGUUUUAUAAAGCAUUUUAUGUUGAAUACAGGAUAAGCUUUAGUUUCAGCGCUAACAUAAUGACAGCUGGGAGUGGAAGGUGUGAUUAUUUUGGGUCCUCCAGGCAGUUUGCUGUUCAUUGACAUCCUGUUGGGACAGAAACGCAGCAGUGAUACAAACCAGAGACACGCGCAGGCUCACGGGAAAGAGGCACAUCCACUUUAAUUUCUUUCUUUCUCUCUCGCCGGUUUUUCUCUGCUCUCUCUCCCUGGCUGCCUCCUCCUGCCUGUAAAUACCUUCAGCAUCAGUGACACUGCUCCUCUCUCUGUGUCCAGGCUAUAUGACGUGUACGUAUGACAUUAUCAAACUACUAUGGAUGUUAAAUAACAAAGUGCUCAUGUGAUCACAAACUCAAA
Messenger RNA from Cottoperca gobio, 7521 nucleotides. RefSeq names its product RUN and SH3 domain containing 2 (gene rusc2). The record is from RefSeq and is a predicted model, not a curated record. Gene Ontology annotation, molecular function: protein binding. Lineage: Eukaryota; Metazoa; Chordata; Actinopteri; Perciformes; Bovichtidae. Gene Ontology annotation, cellular component: cytoplasmic vesicle.